Messenger RNA from Epinephelus moara (kelp grouper), 2051 nucleotides. RefSeq names its product extracellular matrix protein 2. The transcript has 10 exons. Gene Ontology annotation, cellular component: extracellular matrix. The record is from RefSeq and is a predicted model, not a curated record. Gene Ontology annotation, molecular function: protein binding; heparin binding; collagen V binding. The coding region runs from base 1 to 1701 and encodes 566 amino acids. Gene Ontology annotation, biological process: positive regulation of cell-substrate adhesion; extracellular matrix organization. NCBI's taxonomy places the organism in Eukaryota, Metazoa, Chordata, Actinopteri, Perciformes, Serranidae.
AUGGAGGACAUGGAUCAGAAGAGUGAGGAUGAGCACAUCCAGAUGGAGGCAGAGGAGGAGAGGGAGCUUCAAGGAGUUGAUGUCAGGAAGCUGGAGGCUGGUAGAAGAAGGAGAGGUGCCUGGGGGAGGAAACACGCUGCCACAGUGGAGGCUAAUGCAUAUAGAAUAGCAGGGUUAGGGCGACCCCUGAUGGGCUGGAGGAAGCGAGGGAGAGGAGAGGUGAGCAGCAGUCUAAUGGCUAUACUUAAGGAGCUUCACGCUCAAAAGCGGCGGCUGAUGGAUAGAAGGAAAGAAGAGGAAGAAGAGGAAGAAGAGGAAGAAGAGGAGGAGGAGGAGGAGGAGGAGGAGGAGGAGGAGGAGGAGGAGGAGGAGGAGGAAGAGGAAGAGGAAGAAGAAGAAGAAGAAGAAGAAGAGGCAACUGAGGCUCCCAGCAAUCAAACAGAAACCCUCUCCAGCUCUACAGAGUCUCCUCUCAGCGAGUGUCAGACUGCUGACAGAGAGAUCAGCUGCAGGGGCCUCGGUAUGACUCGCCUGCCGAUCAUCCACAACCUGCUGGCCACAAAUCUGGACAUGGCAGGAAACAACAUCAGAGUCAUCACCCCACAAGAUUUCUCUGGUGUGCUGAACCUGGACACGCUGGACCUGAGCAAAAACCAACUGGAUGAUGAGUCGUUCAGCCAAAACCCCCUGUCUGUGAGUAACACCCACCAACACAGCUCUUUACUCCUUCACUGUCUCUAUAGUCCAAACUUGACCUCUCUGAAGAAGCUGAACCUAGAUGGCAACAUGCUCACCAGGAUCCCGGCCCUGCCGCCAUCUUUGGAGGAGCUCAAAAUGAACAACAACAAGCUCAGUGCACUUACCCCUAGCUGUUUCAAUGGUUUGAGUAACCUGUUGAAGCUGGAGCUGGAGGAGAAUAUCCUCCAUGAGGGCAGUGUGUCACCACAAGCUUUCAAGCCACUAGAGAGACUAGUGGACCUCCAGCUGAACAACAACCGAUUCCGCUUCCUCCCUCUGGGCCUUCCUCCAUCGCUUCAGGUGGCUGCUAUCACUUUACUGAUUCCUGAGCUGGAGAUGAGUAAAAAUCUUCUUGAGGAGGUGACAGAGGAGGCACUGAGGGGCUGCGUCCAUUUGAGAGUGCUGGACCUGAGUCACAAUCUGCUGCACGAGCAAAGCAUCGCUACCAACACCUGGAACCAUCUCAAAUCCCUGGAGGCACUGGACCUGUCCCACAACAGGUUCACCUCUGUCCCAAUGAACCUGCCUCGCCAUCUCCACAAACUGAGCCUCCAACACAACAACAUCGGUCGCAUCGCCACCUUCACGUUCCGUCACAUGCAGUCCAGCCUACAGUCCCUCCGUCUGUCCCACAAUGCCUUGAGCAAUGAGGGUAUAGAACGAGUCUCUUUUGUCGGAUUGUACCGCUCGCUGACAGAGCUCCUAUUGGACAACAAUCGUCUGGAGGAGGUCCCUCGCUGCGUUCGACAGUUUAAGAAUCUGCAGGUGCUGAGACUGGACAACAACUGGAUCAGGCUGGUGAGAGAGUGGGGAGUGUGCCACCCUCGUAACUCUGGCUCCACCUUGGCUUCGAUCCAUUUGGAAAAUAAUCUGCUGGAGGUGGAGAGGAUUCCCCCUAAUGCCUUCUCCUGUCUCACUGAUGCUCAGGGACUGGUCCUCUAUCCACAACAGGGACAUUCAUAAGACCAAUAGACCACACAGUGGGACGGACAUACAUGGAAACAUACAUCAACCAGAUCUAACUCUCAACUCAUCAGAUACCUAUGCUAGGUCAGUGGCCCCUGGCGUCAGAUAUUGAUGCACUGAGGCACCCUAUAGCGGUGGUGGGCAGGAGGGGCGGUGGAUGGGGCAAACAAACUCUGGUCUUUCCUGUGUCACAUGUGAAACCAAAAGCCAAUUAAGUUAAGUGUGUGUAGCAUACAAUGCAGGUGAUGUAUGUCAUGUGACAUUUGUGACGUAUGUCCCCUGACUUAACAAAUGUAUUUAUUUUAAGCCAAACCAGGAUGUUUUUUUCUAAACCUAACCACAUGCUU